AUGAAUAGAUCGAUAACACCGAAACAAAUUAAAGAACCGGAAUUAUUUGAUAUAACAAAUCAAUUAAAAUUAUGGGCAAUUAAUAUGUAUCAUUUAACAGCAACAAAAGAUCAAAAGAAAUAUGAUCCAAUUGAAUUAAUAUUACGUAUUCUAUGGGAUGAUAUACAUGUGAAUAAUGAGAAACCAGAAUAUUAUGAUAAUAAUCGAAUAAAAUUACCUAAAUCUAAUAUAUUAUUCUCUACAACAUUUAAAAAUAAUACAGAUUCGGAACAAGAAUAUAAUUUUCAUACAGAACGUUGUACACGAUCAAUCAUUGAAAUUGAAAUACAAAAAGGUGUUAUAUUAUCAAAAGAAUUAUCAUUGAAAUUAGCGUUACCUAAUUCAAUUAUGGAAGCAAAUGCUGGAUUUAAACAUGAAAUUUCAAUUGGAUCAUCAACAAGACAAUCAACUGAAGAAGAACUUGCAUGGGGUGUAGAUACACGUAUUACGGUACCACCAAGACAUUCUGCUUUCGCUGAAGUAAAAAUUGAAGAAGAAGAAAUGAAUUGUUGUUUUCGUUUAAAAACAUCAAUGUAUGGAAGAAUUCGAAUAUUAUUCUUAGAUCCUAUUCAUGAUAAUUCAUUAAUUAAAUAUCUUGAAGGAGAUUUAGGUACAAUUAUACAAGAAUCAUUAAAAUCUGAUCGUUUUAAACAAAAUGAUACUGAACAAAAUUCUUAUUUAUGGACUGAAUCAAUGACAAAAUCAAAUCAACGUAUAUUUUAUAUAGAAACAUAUGGAAAAUGUAAAUUUCGUUUUGGUGUACAUCAAUUUGUUGAAGUUAAUCAAAAAGUACAUUUAGAAAAUAAUUACAUUAAUAAUAAUAAUAAUAAUAAUUGA
Molecule: messenger RNA, 876 nt
Organism: Schistosoma mattheei
Lineage: Eukaryota; Metazoa; Platyhelminthes; Trematoda; Strigeidida; Schistosomatidae
Source: the annotation of a GenBank genome assembly